This is a messenger RNA of Oryza brachyantha (malo sina), 2372 nucleotides long. Its product is annotated as zinc finger CCCH domain-containing protein 45. The record is from RefSeq and is a predicted model, not a curated record. Gene Ontology annotation, biological process: mRNA splicing, via spliceosome; regulation of mRNA splicing, via spliceosome. NCBI's taxonomy places the organism in Eukaryota, Viridiplantae, Streptophyta, Magnoliopsida, Poales, Poaceae. The coding region runs from base 22 to 2007 and encodes 661 amino acids. Gene Ontology annotation, molecular function: mRNA binding; N6-methyladenosine-containing RNA reader activity; metal ion binding. Gene Ontology annotation, cellular component: nucleoplasm. The transcript has 7 exons.
AACCCUAAAAUCUCCUCCCCCAUGGACGACGGCGACCUCAGCUUCGACUUCGAGGGCGGCCUCGACCAGGCCCCCGCCGCCGCCGGGGGGCCCGCGCCGCACGCUGCCGACGCCGGGGUGGUCGGCGGCGGCGGCGGCGGCGGAGACGGCGGCGGGCACGGGCGCGCCCGCCGCGGUGGCAGUAGCUACAGGCAGACGGUGUGCCGGCACUGGCUGCGCGGCCUGUGCAUGAAGGGGGAGGCCUGCGGGUUCCUGCACCAGUUCGACAAGUCCCGCAUGCCCGUGUGCCGCUUCUUCCGCGACUACGGCGAGUGCCGCGAGCCCGACUGCUCCUACAAGCACUCCUACGACGAUGUCAAGGAGUGCAACAUGUACAAGAUGGGAUUUUGCCCUAAUGGUCCUGGCUGCCGGUACAAGCAUGUCAAGUUACCUGGGCCACCACCUCCUGUUGAGGAAGCUCUGCAGAAGAUUUUGCAGAUUCGCUCUUUCAACAAAUUCAAUCAGCAUAGGCACAAUAACUAUAAUCAACAGGGGGAGAGAUCUCAACAUCCACAGGGUUCAGGUUUACCUAACCAAAAUUCAGUAGAUAAUACUGCAGCCACAACUGCUCAGCCUGCUGUUGGACAGCAAGUACAAACAACAAAUCAACAGCCGCCACAGCAGCAGCAGCAGCAGCAACAACAGAAGCCAAAUACAAAUGACCAAGUCCAAUCUGCUCCAAAUGUUCCAAAUGGCUUGUCUAAUCAAGCCACUAGAAUUGCAACACCCCUUCCACAAGGGCCAUCUAGGUACUUCAUUGUUAAGAGUUGCAAUAGAGAGAAUCUGGAGAUAUCAGUUCAGCAGGGCAUCUGGGCUACCCAAAGGAGCAAUGAGGCUAAACUUAAUGAAGCCUUUGAAUCCAUUGAAAAUGUUAUUUUAAUAUUCUCAGUCAAUAGAACUCGUCAUUUCCAGGGCUGUGCAAAGAUGACUUCUAGGAUUGGUGGCUACAUUGGUGGUGGAAAUUGGAAAUCUGCUCAUGGAACGGCACAUUAUGGUAGGAACUUCUCCAUGCAGUGGCUUAAGCUUUGUGAGCUGUCAUUUCAGAAAACACAUCAUCUCCGCAAUCCAUACAAUGACAAUCUCCCUGUUAAGAUCAGCCGAGAUUGCCAGGAACUAGAACCUUUAAUUGGUGAGCAAUUGGCUUCGCUGCUUUAUCUAGAACCAGACAGUGAGCUGACGGCUAUACUAAUUGCAGCGGAGGCAAAGAGAGAAGAAGAAAAGGCUAAAGGAGUAAGUGCUGAUGAGGCAACUGACAAUCAAGAUAUCGUGCUGUUUGAUGACAAUGAAGAAGAGGAGGAAGAGGAAAGCGAGGAGGAAGAAGAAGGCAAUGCUCAAGAAUCUCAAGGAAGGGGAAGAGGAAGGGGGAUGAUGUGGCCACCUCAAAUGCCAAUGCUACGUGGUGUUGGACCGAUGAUGGGAGGGCGUGGCUUCCCUCCCAACAUGAUGGGUGACGGUUUUGGUUUUGGCGGUGGUUUUGGAAUGCCUGAUCCUUUCGGAAUGCCUCGUGGUUUUCCGCCAUUUGGUGGCCCAAGGUUUCCUGGUGACUUUGCUAGAGGAGGUCCUAUGCCUGGUAUGGUUUUCCCCGGCAGGCCCCCACAACCUGGGGGCAUGUUCCCCAUGGGGCUAGAUAUGAUGAUGGGUCCUGGUCGUGGACCACUAAUGGGAGGCAUGGGAAUGGGUGGUCCUGGACGACCGAAUCGACCUGUUGGUAUGGCUCCCUUCAUGCCUCCACCGCCUCCGCCAAACAAUCGUGGCGCGAAGCGGGAGCAAAGAAGGCCAGGUGGUGAGAGAGGUGACAGGUAUGAGACGACCUCUGACCAGGGAAGCAGGGGCCAUGAUGCCACUGGGAAUUCUGGAGCAGAAGGAACCAGGUCUCAGUCUGGGGACAGAUAUGGUAGAAGCGCUCUCCGAGACGAUGACAGUGAGAGCGAUGAGGAAGCUGCGCCUAGGAGGUCGCGGAAACGAUAAGGCGAGAUCGAGCACUUUUGAUCCUUGAAGAUAGAUUAUGUGUUUUCUGUUGAGAGAGCUGUCGGUGAAACCUGAGGAGUUGAAACAUUUAGAACAUCCCCUCAUUUUUCCCCCUUCAAACUCAGGUUAGAACAAAAAUGGUGAAUUAGUGAAUUACUCUGUAUUACUGAGCAGUGAGUGUGGUCAUAUUCGCCAAUGGAGUUUUGUAACAGACUAAAUAUUAGGCUUGUUUUUUCUAAUGGUUUUCAGAAUGUACACAGCAUCAUGAGGAUAAUCUAUAUUGUUGUGUAUACUGUGAUGAUUAUUCAUUAACAGGCCCUCGUUCCCAAAAUUCAAUUCAUUUCAUUUCCAUGUCAUUUUUCAUU